CAUGUGAACGCAACACAAAGCACGCAUGUGCAGUUUCUUGUCGAAGCCGAUUGGUUCGUUUCAAACUCAGAGCGCCGUCCUGUUAUUUUGUUUAGCUCUACGUUGGUUAGCAUAGAAAAGAAUAUUCUUCUGUUUUAGCGCCCGAUGUUCCAGAUAUAACAGCAACGAUGAUGGAAUCAUGCCCUGACAAGGCUGAUAAGCAGGAACAGGUAGCAGCUGACGUUUUGAAAGGGGCGCACUUAUCAGAAGUUGGCACCUUAGCAGACUCACAGGAUUCCUGCACCGAGGAGAAAGAACACCUUCAGGUCUACCUCCGAGUCCGACCUUUCACCUCAGCAGAGACAAACAGUGGAGAGUCUCAGGACUGUGUUACCAUCGAGCUCCCUGACACAGUUCUGCUCAAGCCUCCCAGUUCGUCCCUCUCAGCAAGACUGAGCACCGACAAAGCUUUUCCACAGACUGGACAGCACUUCCAGUUCUCUCAGGUGUAUGGCCCUGAGACAACACAGAGGGAGCUGUUCGCAGGCACGGUGAAGGAUUUGGUGAAAGAUGUUCUCGAAGGCAGAAACUCUCUGGUUUUCACUUAUGGAGUCACAAAUGCUGGGAAGACCUUUACAUUCCUCGGUCCGGAUUCUGACGCUGGCAUCCUGCCCAGGUCUCUCGAUGUCAUCUUCAGCAGCAUCAAUGAAAAGGUUUUCCCUGGAAUGAGCAUCAAGCCGCAUCGCUGCCGAGAGUUCACAAGGCUCACUGUGGAGCAGCAGACGGAGGAAGCAUUGUUCAAGCGAAGCCUCCUCAGACAGCUAAAAGAGAGUGCAAAGAGCAACAUCAGUCUGUUGAACUCGACCAACAGGACUGUCAUUGAAGGCACCUCCAUGCUGUGGACCAAUGCAGAGGAUGAAAUCUCACUGGAGGUGGAAGCUAACACCAAGUUCUCUGUUUGGGUUUCUUUCUGUGAAAUUUACAACGAGAACAUUCACGACCUUCUGGAAGUGGCGCCUGGUGGGGCCCUGAGGAGGACCGCACUGCGCCUCUCGCAGGAUGUCAAGGGAAACGCGUUCGUCAAAGAUCUGCGCUGGGUUCAGGUCAACAGUGCCGAAGAGGCGUACAUGGUGAUGAAGUUGGGAAAGAAGAACCAGAGCUUCUCCUCCACUCGACUCAAUCACCUGUCCAGCAGGAGCCACAGCAUUUUCUCCAUUCGAAUUUUGAGGAUUGAGGACGUCGGGACACCGAGGGUCCAAACUGUCAGCGAGUUGUGUCUGUGUGACCUGGCUGGCUCUGAGCGUUGUGCGAAGACUCACAACAAAGGAGAGCGUCUGAAAGAAGCAGGAAACAUCAACACGUCGCUGCUCAUUCUGGGAAAAUGCAUCAAUGCUCUGAGACACAAUCAGCAGGCCAAGCUGCUGCAGCACGUUCCCUUCAGAGAAAGCAAGCUGACCCACUACCUGCAGAGCUUCUUCUGUGGUCGGGGUAAAGCCUGCAUGAUCAUCAACAUCAACCAGUGCGCCUCCAUGUACGACGAGACGCUCAACGUCCUCAAGUUCUCUGCUGUGGCGCAGAAGGUUGUAGUUCUGUCCUCCAAACCCGUUCCCUUCAUGCCACAGAGGUCUGUCGGUGAGGUGUCCUUCAUCAUGAACAGCACGGAGAGCAAAGCUCUCCGGAGCAGCAGGACGAGCUCCCUGAUGGGCUUUGAAAGCAGUCUGGAGGACGUACAGGAGGAUGAGGAUGAUGAGUGUGAGGAAGAGGAGAGCAUGAUGAUGGACACCACGGAUCAGACCGAAGCCGGAGAAGACGGUGAAGAUAAAAUUCUCGUCUGUAAGAAGACGCAUCAGAGGCAGGCGGUGCUGUUAAACCACCUGCAGGUGCAGCUGAAGAAAGCCAGAGCUGAAAGUCUGCUGAUGGAGUCCCGAGUCCGAGAGGACAUCGGCAGAGAGUUCUCCGAGCUUUUCUCCGAGAUGCAGAACGAUUACAAUGAGCGUCUGGCCAGAGAGAGAGAAAUCCUGGAGGAGCGAGCUGAAAGGAGGCUGGAGAUUUUCAAGAAUCUCAUCAACAAAAUGGCUGCUGGACCCAGUGGAGAGGCAGAAGCCGUGGACAAAUUUCUGAACUGCUCCUCUGAACUGGUGGGAGGAAAGAAAUCCACUGAUGCCGCUCAGAGGAGUGCAGAUCCAGGCCGAGCAGGACCUCGGGCAGGUGCUGAGCUGGAACCGAAUGAAGGGCAGCAGGAAGCCCCGGAACCGCUGGCUCACAAGUGCAAUGCCAGAGGACAUGAGAAUGAGGAGAAGAGGACAGUCCUCUUCGAGCUCCAAGAAAUGUCAUCAGAGGUUUCCCGGCUGGAGAAACAAGUGGGAGACCUGCAGAGGACGGCAGAGCUGGCCCAAGAGAAGAGCUCCCGUGAGAAAGAGCAGCUGCAGGGGGCUUUGACAGCUCUCCAGAAAGAGCUCCGAGCCAGAGAAGAGGCCCUUGCUGUGUUGGAGGGCCAGACUUUGGGAAAAGAGGAGGCACUAGCAUCUUUAAAGGAGGAGAGGAAAAAAAGGGAUGAGGCCGUUGCAGCAGUUGGAGAUCUAAAGCAAAGUAACGAGAAGAUGCUGGAGUCCCUUGAAGAAGAGAGAAAAGGCAAAGAGAAAGCAAUGGCAGCCCUGGAAACUGAGAGGAGAGCCAAGGAGGAGGCCAUGGCAGCGCUCGCUGCUCUUCAUGAAGAGAAGAGUAGCAGGGAGGAGGAGGAGAGUAGGGAGAUAAGCAGGCUGGCAGAGCAGAGGAGGCACGAGGAGGCGGACGCACUCCGACAAGAACUGGGAGAGCUGACUGUGAAACUGGAAACUGCAGAACACCAGGUGACCAGCAACGCAGAGAGAGCUGAAGAAGCCUUUGUCCAACUACAAGCUGCUCACGCACAAGUGGAUGAACAAGCCAAGGCGAUUCAGGAGAAGUGUUCCCAGAUCCAAACUCUGACACAGGAAGCUGACAGGCUAAAGCAGGAAGUGCACACCUCUGCAGUGUCACAAGGUGCGAAUGAGAAACUGCAAGAGGAAGUGUCUCAGUUUCAGAAGAGCCUGGCUGAGGAAAGACAGAAAACUGAGGCCAAGCACAGAGAAGUGCUGGAUCUGGAGCACGAGCUGGCUGAGGUCAAACAACAGCUGGCACACAAACAGCUGGUCCUGGACCAGCAGCUGGAGCUGUCGAGUCAGAAGGAGGCAUCUUCAAAACAGGAAGUUGAAGAACUGCAAAAUAAACUUAAGCAGCAGGGAGAGAUGUCACAGGCACCACUGGAUGAUCUCCAAACUCAGCUCGAGUGCCAAAAACGGGAUUCCAGAGAGGAAGCGGAGGAGCUGAGAGGAAAACUCGAGCAGCAGACGGCGGCCUCGGAAAGGCAGGUCGAGCAGCUCAAAGAGAGGCUGCGAGAACAAGAAGCAUCAUCGCUGCAGCAGCUGGAAGAGUUGAAACGCAGACUGAGUGAACAAAAAUCCGAUUCCAGCAAGCUCGUGGAUGACCUCAGACAGAAGCUCAGCGAGCAGGAGCGAGCUGCAGAGCGCCUCAAGACAGAGCUGGAAGACGCCAGGAUUCACUCAGAGGCUAAAGAGCUCAAGAGGAUGAACUCUGACCUCCAGGCUGAGGCUGCGUCACUCAGGGAAAAAGUUUCCAAUAUGGAGAAACAAAAGGAGUCCUGCAAAACCGAAGCUCAGCCGUCGUCCUCAGAGACCGAGAGGAUGCUGGAGGAAAAGGACAGUCAGAUGGAGGAGACGCUAGCAGAGCUGCAGAAAGAGCUGCUGGAAAAGGAUGCACAGGUGACAUCCCUGAAGAAGAGUUUGCAGGAGGCUCAGGAGCAGCGUGAGGAGGACGAGUGCCAAGCUGUUCAGGAGGCCCGGCGCAAGGAGGUCGAAAGGAGACGGGAGCUGCUGGCGGUGGCGCACGAGGCCAUCGCUCAGAAGGAAGCCGAGCUGAAGAAGAGAGACGAGGACAUCAGCAGGCUAAAGGAAAACGCCAAGCAGGACUCAGAGAAGGUGAAGAGCCUCAGCGUGGACCUUCAGAGGAAGGAGGAGGACUCUUCAGACCUCAGAGAGAAGCUGGCUGACUACAAGAAGCAGAUGCAGCAGGUCCAGAAGGAGAUUUCAGCCAUGAGAGACGAGGAGAAGGUUCUGAAGCAGAAACUGUCCGACGCUGAGAAAGCAAAGAAGCAGCUUCAGUCUGACCUCGCCGGCAGAGACCGAACCAUCCAGCAGCUCAAAGUGGAGCAGUCAUCUCAUGCAAAGUCUGACAAGACGCUGCAGCGCUACCAGCAGGCCUGUAAAGAGCUGGAGGCCAAGGAGCGGGUGAUGGAGGGCAUGCGUUUGGCUCUGUCGGAGCAGGAGGAUACUCAGGAGCAGCUGGAGCAGGUCCUGGAGGAGAAACUUAACCUCAUCCAGGAGCUCUCCAGUGAGGUGGAAAAAUUGAAAGAGAUGCUGCAGCAGCAGGGAAGUGGAAACAACACACACCAGCAGCUCAGCAACAGCCAAUCAGAUGACUUAAAAAGGGCCAAACAGGAAGCAGCUGAAGCUCAGGACAGCGUGAAGAUUUCUGCGGAGAAGCACCAGGCGGACCGCAGGAAAUGGCUGGAGGAAAAAGUCUCCCUGAUCAGCCAAGCUAAAGAGGCCGAGGACAAGAGGAACCAAGAAAUGAGGAAGUUUGCCGAAGACAGAGAGCGCUGCACUCGGCUGCAGAGCGAGCUGGAGUCCCAGCUGGCUGAAAAGGAGAAAACCAUGGAGAAUUGGAGGCAGGAGCGAGACACUCUGGUCGCAGCUUUGGAGGUCCAGCUAAAAAGGCUUCUUUCCAGCCAAGCAGAGAAAGACAAGCUCAUCCAGCAGCUGCAGCAAAAUAACACACAGCCGCCACAAGAGGGCAGCGACGGUGGUCCCAGCGUGGCGACGCUGCAGGCUGCUCUGUCUGAAAAGGAGGCAGAGAUCCUGAGGCUGACGGAGCAGCUCAAGGCCUCCACAGUGAAACAGGAGGACACAGUGACACAGGUCAGUGUUUUAAGCCUUACUCGAGUCAAACAAGAACUUUUCAAGAUCAGAUAUCCACCCAUGGUUUCGAGCGGCUGUCCGUCAGUCCUGGAGUCCUCUGAGAUUUCCACAGAGGAGGGCAGAAUGAGUCGCUUCCCUCGGCCUGAGCUGGAGAUCUCCUUCAGCCCGCUGCAGCCCAACCGCAUGGCUCUGCGCCGGCAGGGAGAGGAGGGCGCCGUCACCGUCAAAAUCACCCGCUCAGCACGCAAGAGGAAGAGCGGCGAGAUGGAGAAGGAGGAAGUGGAGGCAGAGAACAGGCGGAACACGAGAACCAAACUGACGCCAAAGCUGACCCCACACCGGGAAGAGAGCUCCUCCCCAGCGGGUCGUCACGACUCCCAGAUCAGCGUCCGCAGCAGGAAGGAAGGAACGCUGCAGAAGAUCGGAGACUUCCUGCAGAGCUCCCCCACGCUGCUCGGCACUAAAGCCAAGAAGAUGAUGAGCCUGGUGAGCGGACGGGCCGGCACAGAUGCAGCAGCCUCCUCUUCCUCCCUCAGUCUGAGAGCAAAGAAGAACAAAAGGAAACUCUACAGGCCCGAAAUCUCCUCCCCCAUCGACAUGCCCGCGCACCCAAUCAUCAGCAGAGAGCCGGAGGAGAAAGAGAGCGACCAUCAGAUCAUCAAGAGGCGCCUUCGAUCCAGGAAGGCCAAAUAAUUUAGUCCAUUUGGAGGCGUGGCCCGCGCCCAUGACCAUUUCCAGGCUAAGCUAACAGCCUGCUGCUACUUAACCCAGACAUGGUGGUGAUUUCAGUAUUUUCCCGACCGAUUCAAGUAUUUCAGCGUUAACUUAACGUAAACUUAAGUUUGAGUUUUUCUCAGUAAAUACUUCACUUGUUAGAUUUCUUUUGUGAUUCUUAAGAAUCAGAGAUGGGGAGAAAAAUACAGGCUAGCCAGUUAGCAGUUAGCAGGGAGGCUCAGCUGCAGGUGAGGGGGCAGCAUCUGAAAACAAACUCAAAAAUCAUCAAAUGUAAAUAAAUCUGUGUGACGCACUCAA
This is a messenger RNA of Pundamilia nyererei, 6026 nucleotides long. RefSeq names its product kinesin family member 20Ba (gene kif20ba). The record is from RefSeq and is a predicted model, not a curated record. The coding region runs from base 168 to 5687 and encodes 1839 amino acids. The transcript is spliced from 33 exons. Lineage: Eukaryota; Metazoa; Chordata; Actinopteri; Cichliformes; Cichlidae. Gene Ontology annotation, cellular component: nucleus; spindle microtubule; mitotic spindle. Gene Ontology annotation, molecular function: microtubule binding; ATP binding; plus-end-directed microtubule motor activity. Gene Ontology annotation, biological process: microtubule-based movement; mitotic spindle assembly; spindle elongation.